Messenger RNA from Penicillium subrubescens, 1248 nucleotides. RefSeq lists its product as uncharacterized. Lineage: Eukaryota; Fungi; Ascomycota; Eurotiomycetes; Eurotiales; Aspergillaceae. Bases 1 to 1248 code for a protein of 415 amino acids. The transcript has a single exon. The record is from RefSeq and is a predicted model, not a curated record.
AUGGAUGAACAGCUCGUCCCAGCUCUGGCCUACGAGGCGAUCAGUAUUCAGACCAGGGAGUCGUUCGACACAUUCCUAAACCUUUACUUUCCCAAACAUAACGCUUGCGUCCAAUCUCGACUUCAAGUGAAGUGGAUGGACUUCCUACGGAGCGGAUGGUCCACGUUUCCUCCAGCCUUGGUGUGGAGUCUGCGCGCCCUCAUGACCUUGCUGAUGGGGGCCUCGCAAGGGAACAAGCAAGCAAUAUUAUGUGCUCGUCAUAUGUACGGUCGGGGAAUCCAGAAUCUGGCUUCUCUCCUACAGUCACCGGCAGCGCUUGCUGACGAGACACUGGCCGCUGCAAUGCUCCUCGGCGGAUACGAGGUUCUAGACGGUAAUAGUCACCGUUCCUGGAUCGUCCAUGCGCGUGGUAUCGCACAUCUCAUGCGUGCCCGUGGCUCUGCCGCACAUCAGCAGGGAAUGGGACGAGCAAUGCUGAUGGCUUGGAGACCUUUCUUGAUCGCAGAUGCAUUUGUGAAUGGGGUUCCUUGCUUUCUGGGCGAUCCUGAGUGGAGACGCACAUCUAUGAACGAAGAGAUUGCCAGAGCGGAAAAUAAAGGGGGACUUGGGAGUCUGCUAGGUCAGAUGACGGACUAUGCUUUCAGCGAGGUCGCCAAAUGUCCUGGCUAUCUGGCAGCAACCAACGAACUGGUCACAGUAAGCGCACCCGCGUCGACAGUCAAUCUGGGCUCCCUGAUAGCCGAGAUAUCAGAAUCAAAGGAGUAUUUGGUUCAAAUUGAGAGCAUGUUAUCAUCAACAGAGCCAUCCCCUCAUUUUGUUGGAGUGAUGCCUUCGAUGUAUGCUACUACCUGGGUGCAGGGAACAUGCGAAGGAGUCGCCUCGGCUGUCGCCUUCCUCGACCAUCUGCUGGCGACCCUUGGAACAAUCUCAAGAUGCUUUACUCUGUCACAAUCGUCCGGUUUGGUGAUUCGCAAUGGUGGUAACCACGAUGACCAAGCCCUCUAUCUUUCCACGAUCCCACAGACCCCAGUCGGUCUCACGACCCAAUCUUCUGCUAACAAACAUUCAGAAGACAUUGACCUCGAGUCAUAUGAUAUUGGCGACCGACUGGAUCGAUUUUCUUUGACGAUGGGAAUGGGAAGCCUGUUACCAGCUACUUGCGGUUUCCCCGCAUUUUCGGCAUACGAUGCUAUAUCAGACCUUCCCACCAAACCCCCGUCUCAUGAAAGACCUCAAUCAUCUCAGUGA